AUGUUGCUUCCAUGUAAAAUAUACGUGAAGCUCAGUUGGUUAGAGCGUCGUGCUAAUAACGCGAAGGUCGCAGCCGAACCAUUAAUCGCUUUCCAGAAACGCGUUACUCAUCUUCUUCUUCGCGACUCUGCAUCAGCUCCAAAUCUCCAACCACAAUCGAUUAUUCAUUCAAUCAUGGUUUGCUUGUUUUGCUUGUUGCCCCUUUUCCUCGUUCCGAUCGUGAACGUAUUGCCGAUUCUCUUCUACUAUGUUCUGGGAAAAGUAUAUCGGCUUUUAGGAUGGGAGUUUAGGAAACCGGAGAUUGUCCCUCCAUCAUGUCCUUAUAAGCCUGCAUCCAAAGCGGAGAGUAAAGUUGAAGCAGAAGCUGUUCCGGCUAUAGAACCUGUUAAAGCUGGAGGAGUAGAUGUCAAGCAGGACUAA
Molecule: messenger RNA, 420 nt
Organism: Vicia faba (fava bean)
Lineage: Eukaryota; Viridiplantae; Streptophyta; Magnoliopsida; Fabales; Fabaceae
Source: the annotation of a GenBank genome assembly